Erythranthe guttata (spotted monkey flower) is the source of this 709-nucleotide messenger RNA. Its product is annotated as chaperone protein dnaJ 11, chloroplastic. NCBI's taxonomy places the organism in Eukaryota, Viridiplantae, Streptophyta, Magnoliopsida, Lamiales, Phrymaceae. The record is from RefSeq and is a predicted model, not a curated record.
CUUCUUUCCUAAACAAUUUCUACCCCUCAACGAAAAACAAAAAUCUUCUCUUUUUCCAAUUUCAAUGCUGGGUACCGCUAUCCUCCCUGCAAAACCCUGCUUUCUCCCUCUACAUCAAUCCCUCCGCCGCCAGAUGUUCGUGCGCGCCUCCGUGGCCUCGGUGGCGCACCCCUCGGCGGCGCCGGACAGAAGGUGCCUCUACGAGGUCCUCCGUGUCAGGCGAAACGCGUCGCCGGUGGAGAUCAAGACGGCGUACCGCACGCUCGCCAAGCUGUACCAUCCCGACGCGACCUCGAGGUUCCUCGAUUCGUCCGCCGCCGCGUCGUCGUCGGACGGCGGAGAUUUCAUCGAGAUCCACAACGCGUACGCGACCCUGUCGGAUCCCGACGCGAGGGCGGCGUACGACUUCAAUUUGAACGUUAAUUCGCAGCGCCGGUUUAGCACCGGUGGGUACCGGAGUCCGGGUCGGGGCAGAUUUCAAUCGACCCGGAGAUGGGAAACGGAUCAGUGCUGGUGAUGUGGCCACUAUAUACGUUGCUUAUUAUCUAUGUAUCAUGUGCCAAUUGCUGAGGAAAAAAAUCAAAUUACUGUGUAAAUUCAUUCAUUGCCUUCUUUUGUUUAUUUUCAUUUUUUAUUUUCAAUUUUAGGGAAAACUUAGCAUUGUAGUUGAAAAUGUGGAUGAUGAGAGAAUUCUUGUGGUUGUAACCAA